Fraxinus pennsylvanica is the source of this 618-nucleotide messenger RNA. The record is from the annotation of a GenBank genome assembly. Lineage: Eukaryota; Viridiplantae; Streptophyta; Magnoliopsida; Lamiales; Oleaceae.
AUGAGGAUUGGGUCCUUUGUGACACUCGCAUGUAUUGAGCCAAAGAUAUUUGCGAAAAUAAGGAGUUGUGGGUUGUGGCAACUUGGUCAAUCGAUAACUCGCCGUCUGGCCCAGGAUAAGAAAACUAUAGUUCGUCGAUACUUUGCAUCAGAAGCUGAGCUCAAGAAGACAACUCUUUAUGAUUUCCAUGUUGCUAAUGGGGGGGAGAUGGUUCCAUUUGCUAGUUGGAGCAUGCCAAUCCAAUACAAGGACUCAAUUAUGGACUCUACAUUAAAUUGCAGGAAACCUGGUAGUCUAUUUGACGUUACUCAUAUGUGUGGUCAAAGCCUCAAAGGAAAGGAUUGUAUUCAUUUUCUUGAAAAGCUGGUGGUUGCUGAUGUUGCCGGUCUUGCACCUGGUUCUAGGACUUUGACAGUCUUCACUAAUGAGAAUGGAGGGGCUAUUGAUGAUUUAGUGAUCACCAUGGUGAUAGAUGAUCGCAUAUACUUGGUCGUGAAUGCUAGAUGCAGAGAUAAGGAUCUUGCUCAUAUUGAGGAACAUAUGAAGGCAUCACGUCAAAAGGUGGGGAUGUGUCGUGGCACAUCCAUGAUGAGCGGUCUCGUCUGGCUCUCCAAGUGA